Molecule: messenger RNA, 745 nt
Organism: Aethalodelphis obliquidens (Pacific white-sided dolphin)
Lineage: Eukaryota; Metazoa; Chordata; Mammalia; Artiodactyla; Delphinidae
Gene: MRPS14
Product: mitochondrial ribosomal protein S14
Exons: 3
Coding region: 88-474 (128 amino acids)
Biological process (GO): translation
Cellular component (GO): ribosome; mitochondrial small ribosomal subunit
Molecular function (GO): structural constituent of ribosome
Source: RefSeq, a predicted model, not a curated record
CUGCGGCCCAGGUCCCGCCCCUCGUGUCCUCGCUGUAUCCGGCAGCGUUAAUAAAGUUGCAGCAGUUUGACAUUUGCGGCGGACAACAUGGCGGCCUCCACGCUCGGCUCUCUGCUGCGGACAGUCCGGCAGGUGGUUCCUUCAUCAGCUUCAGGCCAAGUUCGAAGUUACUAUGUAGAUUGGAAAAUGUUGCGUGAUGUGAAGAGAAGAAAAAUGGCCUAUGAGUAUGCAGAUGAGAGGCUUCGGAUCAAUUCUCUCAGGAAGAAUACCAUUCUGCCAAAAGACCUUCAGGAAGUGGCUGAUGAAGAAAUUGCUGCCCUUCCCCGGGAUAGCUGUCCUGUUAGAAUCAGAAAUCGGUGUGUUAUGACAUCCCGUCCACGAGGUGUAAAGCGGCGCUGGAGGCUUAGUCGUAUCGUCUUCCGUCACUUAGCCGACCAUGGGCAACUGUCUGGGGUGCAGCGAGCAAUGUGGUAAUAAUCAGCUCCAGAACCUACUGAGCUUACAGGAAAACCAGUUCUGGCAAGAAGAGACUUCUCUAAUAGACAAAAACCUAGUUUUUAUGGGGGUCCAGAAUAAAGGUCUUCUCUACCUGAUGCUAUCUAUAGUUAAAUUACUUAUAAAUUUUAAAUGAAAAAAUUUGGAAGUUUCAUUCUGUCAGUGAAUUAUCUUUUCUCCUGGACUUAAUAAAUUACUGUUCCCAAGCAUAGUGUGAAGAGUAGAGUAAUAAAAAAUAUUUCUGUGGAAA